Molecule: messenger RNA, 1682 nt
Organism: Paramecium sonneborni
Lineage: Eukaryota; Ciliophora; Oligohymenophorea; Peniculida; Parameciidae
Source: the annotation of a GenBank genome assembly
AGUAGAAUGUCUGCAGUGGAACUUCCAGAUGUAAAUAUUAAAAUAUAAAAUACUAGAUACGUUUAUAUUCAAAUAAAUCAAGCACGAGACAAAGUAAAAAGAAUGAUUACGAUAAAUAUCGAAAGUUAGCUGUGAUUAAGUCUGUUGAUAAACUAAUAAAAAAAAAUGAUCUAUAAUCAGUUUUAGGUUUUGAUGAUGAUUAUUAUCCAAAAUAAAUAGAAGAUUAGAAGGUUUUAUAAUUAGUUAUGGUAGAAAGUAAAUGAAGCACAUGAAGUUCAUGUUAAUCUGACAGAUUUAAAAAAAAGUUGUGAUUCAAUGAAAAUUAAUGGGAUUAAAAAGGAAAAAGAUAUAGAAAAUAUGAGAAAGGAGAUUGAUUAAAUGACAAUUUAAGUAGACCAAUAUAACUAAACUUAAAAUAAUUUAUAAGUGAAAGAGAAAGAAUUGCAGUAAAAAUUGGAAGACUAACAUAAACUUUUAAGUGAAAGUUAAUAUGAUAGGAAAAUCUUUGAACAUAUGUUAAAUAGAAUGAAGAAAGAUCAAUUGGUCUACUAACUUAGAGCAAACUAAUAUGAAAGACAUCUUUAAUUAGCUCUUCAAUAAUUUCAUAGUAGCACAUAUAAGUAAAAUAAUCAUCUAUAUAUUCAGAACUUAAUAAAUUUAAGAAGUAUAUAGUAAAACUUUAAUGGCUUUAAAAGAAGUUACAGAAGGCAUUCAAUAACAAAAUAAGAAUAGAGAAAAGAAUUUAUAAAGAUUUAAAGAUGAUUUAAGAUAAAGAUAAGAUAUAGAAUAGAAGAGAGAUGAUAGAAUAAAAAGAUAAUAAGAAAUUGCUGAAGUAGCAGCAAAAGAUAUAAAAGACAGUGCAUUGAAAAAAUGGAGAAAAUUACUUUUAGUUCAUAAAUUUCUAAAUUCAUUUCUAAAAAACAAAAUGUAAAGAGGAAUUGCUUAAUAUUAAGAUUUAGAAAUGACAUUUUAAAAGAUUAAAGCAUCAACAGGUAUUACAGAUGCUAAUGAUAUUGUUUAAAAGUUUUUAGGAAGAGAAUAAACUUAUGCACAUCUUUUAAUUUCAAUAUCAGAUUAUGAAAAAAAGAUUAAUGCAUUGAAAAGUGAAAAUUAAGAACUCUUAACUUCAUUUUCUAAUUUAAAAUAAUAAUAUACUGAUAUGGAUAAAGAAUUUUAAGUUGAAACAUAUAGAUAAAAAGAAGAUUAAUUUGAAUAAGAUAAAUUAGUUUAAGAAGUUGAAGAGAAAGCUACAAUAGCUGGAUUAUUAGAGAAUAAACUUAGAAAUUGGAUGUCAAGAGGAUUAAAAAAAUUAGGAUUAUAAAAAAAUUAAGGAUUUUAAGCCAUUAUAGAUGUUGUUAAAGAAAAACUACUUAAUUUAUCUGUGACAGUAUUUAUUUUCUAUUUUAUUUUAGCAAUAAUAAGAAUUAUUAAAUAAAUCAAUUGUUAAUGCAGUUUCUGAUAUUAAUGAUUAAGAGUUUUUGAAAAGAAAUGUAAGAGUAAAACCAAAAAAAUAACUUACAUAAUCUCAUACUAAUCAUUCAAUGGAUUAAUCUUCUAUUAAAGAUGAUGAAGAUAUGUUUGAUGAAUUACCAAUUAAAGAAGAUGAAGAGGAUGAAUUAGAAGAAGAAAAACUUAUAGAAUAAUUAAGAGAAGAAAUUAAAGUUAAAAAUCACAAAAAAUGA